This is a messenger RNA of Pomacea canaliculata, 2421 nucleotides long. RefSeq names its product midasin-like. The record is from RefSeq and is a predicted model, not a curated record. Gene Ontology annotation, cellular component: preribosome, large subunit precursor. The transcript is spliced from 17 exons. Gene Ontology annotation, biological process: ribosomal large subunit assembly; rRNA processing. The coding region runs from base 1 to 2013 and encodes 670 amino acids. Lineage: Eukaryota; Metazoa; Mollusca; Gastropoda; Architaenioglossa; Ampullariidae.
AUGACCUACAGUGAACACAGCAUCUGUCUGUAUGAAGUUGCUGACUCGCUGCAGCCCAUUGCUUGGCAUCUACAGCAACAUGGUUGGGGUGCAUGUGGCAGAGGCUCUGUGCCUUCAUCGCACCAUGGGCAAAAUGUUGUCAGUUCUCCUAUCAGUCUUCACAGAACUGUCAGAAAAGGGUUUCUGCCUUCCUGCGAGUACAGCGAUGAGAUCGGACAAGAAGGAGCCACUGAGUUUGUUGAUAUUGAAGGCGGAGGUUUGGGGGAAGGCGAGGGAGCAAAAGAUGUCAGCGAUCAGAUUGAAUCAGAAGAUCAGCUUGAUGAGGCUCGAAGGCCUGAUGAGGAAAAAAGUGACCAGCCAGAACACCAACCAGAUAUUGCUCCAGAGGACAAUGCCAUUGAAAUGUCAGAGGAUUUUGAUGGCAAACCUCAAGACCUUGAGCCAGUGGAGGGAAAUGACGUUGCCUCUGACAAUGAGGAGGAAAUGGAGAAGCAGAUGGGUGAUGUCGAUGGACCUGAUGACAACAGACUUGACGAGCAGAUGUGGGCCAGUGAUGAGGAAGAGGAUGACAGUGGAAAGGAACAGUUGAGUGGGAAUGAGGGAGGAGGAGAAAGGAUGGACGAAGAGAAAAAUCAAGAAAAGAGCAAGGAGCGCAAGCCACAUGAGCUGGACCAGAUCGACGAGCCUGAGUAUGAUGAGGACAGAGUUGAUCCUAACCAUGGAGACCAAAACCAACAACAGGAGCCAGAACAAUUGGACUUGCCCGAUGAUCUGAACCUCGAUCAGGAUGAAGAGGAUGAAGGUGCUGGUGAUGAAGGUGAAGGAUUGCCUAAUCAGCCAGAAGAUGUAUGUCCAAUUGAAGACAUGGAAGAAAAGGUGCCAGAGGAGGGCAAAGACAAUGGCGAUGAUAAGGAAGAGAAACAAGGGGAAGAAAAGGACAAGGAUGGAGAAGAUAACACAGAGGAGAGAAAAGAGGACAGCGAAGAGCUUGCUGCCAAUGAGGAGCCACAAGAGCAGAAUACUGUGGAUGACCAGGACGAGGGUCAGCAGACAAGUGAAGAAAAGGAUGACAUCAAUGUUGAUGAAUGUGCAGUUGAUGAGUCCCAGAAACAACAAGAAGAAGAUGAAAAUAAGAAGGGAGAAAAUGGCUUUGCCCCACAGGAACAAGAUAAAGAUCUCACAGGCCCUGAGAACCCUGAUGUCCAACAAGAUGAGCAAGAGAUACCAGAGAGAGCUGAGGAGCAUGGGUGGACUAGCCACGACACGGCCUGUGCUAUGCAAAGCGAAGCAGCUGAGGAUCAGAUAGCUGGACAGGAGGAGACACAAGAGAAACAAGGGGUGGGAACAGCAAACCCAAACCAGCAGGAGGGACACCAGGGCUCAGUGUCUGCCACUGCUACUGAAAGUAGAGCAUCACAAGAAAAUAGACAGGUACAGAGAAAGCCUGGGCAGUCCAAGUCUGACCGUUCACUUGGAAAUGCAGAUGAACAGUUUCGACGCUUGAAAACAACAGACAAGACCCUUCAGCAGCCUGUGGAUGAAAAGGAUGAAAAAGUAAAUCAAGCAGAUGUAUAUGAACACAUCACAGAGGAUGUUGUCCAUGCAGAUGCACAGACCAUUGAUGCAGCAACAGCACAGCAGCAGAAUCAACAGAAAAUAAACAACAAACUUGAGGACGAGGAUGAAAGCAAUGCCAGUGACACUGACAUGCAGGUGGAAGAAAAGGAAGAAGACAAUUCAGAAGUUCAAGACAAGAUUGCAAAGAAUCCCAGCAAAAAGCAGCCAAGGGAGGCAAACCAACCAGGCAAAGAAGAGAGCAUGGAGGUUGGAAAGAUUGAAGUUGCGGGGUCAAAGGUCUUGACACUCGGAGCCGAGCGACCACCAGAAUCAACUAUCCACACACAACUGGAGCAUCUCUCACUUGAUAUAGGAGGCCAAGGGGUGGAUAUUGAAAAACUCAGAAACCAGUUGGAAGACAGCAUGAGCUUUGUGGCUACAUCCAGAUGUAUCUGAUCACCAGAUGGUUGCUGCAGCAGCAGAGGCCUGGCAAAAAUAUGAGAUGCUGACAGCAAGCUUGUCACAAGACCUGUGUGAACAGCUUAGGCUGGUGCUGGAACCAUCACAGGCCACAAAAUUGAGGGGAGACUACAGAACUGGCAAACGACUGAACAUGCGCAAGGUUAUCCCUUACAUUGCCUCCCAGUUCCGCAAAGAUAAAAUCUGGCUGCGUCGCACAAAGCCCAGCAAGCGGCAAUACCAGAUCAUGCUGGCCAUUGAUGAUUCAUCAAGCAUGGGUUUCAACCAUUCCAAGCAGUUGGCAUUUGAAUCCCUUGUACUAACAGCCAAUGCACUGACACUGCUAGAAACAGGAGAGCUGUGGUGCAGGUAAGCAUUUGAUUUUGUCUUCAAGUCACAAAAAAG